GCGCCCAAUUUAAACAAUCACAAACGAGCAAAGGAGCGGGGCCAACAUUUUGAAAGCUCAACGGAACUUCGGUUUGCAGCAGCGAAACGCGAACAAAACUACAAAUUUCUCAUAAACCCUGACUUCUAUUCUAUGUGGCUACAAUAACUAGUCUUUUGAGAUGGCUACUUCUCCUGUGAGCCCUCUGACUGAAGACCAACUGUUGUGCCCGAUCUGCUUAGAGGUGUUUAAAGACCCCAUCUCUACUCCAUGUGGCCAUAACUUUUGUAAAAACUGCAUUUCCAAACACUGGGACAAUGAACUCUCAUGUCCUAUGUGUAAAAAGGAUUUCAGCUGUAGGCCUCCCCUUCAUGUUAACACGUUCAUUUCGGAGAUCUGCUCCCAAUUUAUGAACCCAACAAUGGAAAAAAGUGUGGAACUGUAUUUGGCAAAUGAAACGGGAGGCAUCACGUGUGAUAUUUGCACUGGGCAUAAACUAACUGCUGUAAAAUCCUGCCCGGUAUGCCUCUUUUCUUAUUGCCAGAACCAUUUGGAACCUCAUUUGACAGUCCCCCGCCUUCAAAAACACCACCUUAUGGAGCCAAUAGAGAACUUGGAGGAGAGGAUGUGCUCAGAACAUGAUAAACCGCUGGAGCUAUUCUGUCUUCGUGACCAAGUUUGUGUCUGUAUGGCAUGCACAAUUUUGGACCAUAAGAACCAUGAUAUAAUCCCACUAAAGGAAGAGUUUGACAACCGGCAAGGUUCACUGAAGCAAAUCAAAUCUGAAAAUCGCCAUUUGAUUGAAGAGCGGCAGGACAAAGUUCAGAAAGUUAGACAAAGUGUAGAGCUAAGUCGCAGUUGUGCACAACGAGAAAUGAACAAUGGUAUGGUGUUUUUCAAUGCUGUCUUGGAGAUUGUUCAAACUAGCAUGGCGGAGUUUCAAAAUGAGAUCCUGACAAAACAGAGGGCAAACGAGAAGGAAGCAGAUGCACUUAUUUCAGAGCUGGAGAGUGAGAUUUGUCAACUGGAGGGCAGAGAUGUCAAAAUGGGACAAAUUGCAUGUUCUGACGACUAUCUACAUGCUAUACAAAGCUUCAAAUCUCUGAAAAUUGCCCCAAAAAUGAAGGACUGGAGCUUGGUAAAGUAUGCGCCUACUUUGUUUGAAUGUACUGUGAAAAAAGCUGUGGCAAAGCUGGAACAUUCCUUCAUGGACCAGAAGAAACUGUUGACUCCUCAGGCUGAGUUAAGGAGGCUGCAGCAACACGCUGUAAACAUAACCCUCGACCCUGACACUGCUAGUCCAUGGCUAACCCUAUCCGAUGACCGUAAGGAAGUUUCUGACAGAGGAAAGAAAACUGCUGUUCCGCACAACCCACAAAGAUUUUCCAAUUUCUUAUGUGUUCUUGGGAAGCAGGGGUUCAAUAGUGGCAAGUUUUACUACGAAGUUCAAGUGAAAAGAAAUGAAAACUGGGACGUAGGUGUUGUUAAAGAAUCAAUUGAUAAAAAGGACAAAAACUUCUUAUUUUCGAAGAAUGGAACUUGGGCGGUUAUGCUCAGAGAUAGAGAUAAGUACAGCGCCAGUGCUAGUCCAAGGGUUGAGCUAUUGGUGAAGUCUGUUCUUCAAAGGCUUGGAGUAUUUGUUGACUACGAGUUGGGCCUAGUUUCAUUUUACAAUGCGGAAACUGCAGAGCAUCUUUACUCCUUCACCAACUGCAACUUCUUCGGGAAACUAUAUCCGUUCUUCAGUCCUGGAAACCGUGUGAAUGGGUUUCCAUUUACUCCUCUGAUAAUCAAGCCUGUUAAAAAAGUUUAGAAUGGACAAAGGACCAUUUUUGUUUUUUCUGGGUUUUUUUUUACAAUCUGACUCUAUGGUGGGGGGAAGGGGGGGGUUGGAUCAGUUAAUUUGUUGUUGUCGUUCUUUGAAUUUGGGAAUUUUUUUACACAAAAAUCAUCACUAAUAGACUGUAUGAUAAAUUGUACAAAUUGAAAGAUAGAUUAGAUCAGAUAAAUUUUCCAUUGUUCUUUUUAUAUGGUGUCUAAAUAAUUCAAAUGUUCCCUUUUUACCUGAUUUAUAAAAACAUAUUGAAGAAGAAAAAAAGUUUUGUUCUGUACUUUUGUCAAGAUUUUUUCCCAGGUUUAAAUAAAGCUGAUAGUGUACG
Periophthalmus magnuspinnatus is the source of this 2138-nucleotide messenger RNA. Its product is annotated as E3 ubiquitin-protein ligase TRIM21-like. The coding region runs from base 161 to 1792 and encodes 543 amino acids. NCBI's taxonomy places the organism in Eukaryota, Metazoa, Chordata, Actinopteri, Gobiiformes, Gobiidae. The transcript has 2 exons. Gene Ontology annotation, molecular function: protein binding; zinc ion binding. The record is from RefSeq and is a predicted model, not a curated record.